Molecule: messenger RNA, 468 nt
Organism: Staurois parvus
Lineage: Eukaryota; Metazoa; Chordata; Amphibia; Anura; Ranidae
Source: the annotation of a GenBank genome assembly
GCACCGGGCCCCCAGGCGGGGCCCCCCGGGCCCCCAGGAGGGCGACAGGGCACCGGCCCCCCAGGCCGGGCACCGGGCAUCGGGUCACCCAGCAUCAGGUCAUUUGGCCUCGGACUGCACAGCGGGCACCGCGUCAUCUGGCAAGGCAAGUGGGCUCCGAGUUCAACUGAGUAUGACCGCGGGCACGUGGGUCAGACAUUGGAUCGUCUGACUGGACAGCGGGCAUCGGGGUUCAACCAGGCCCAUCAAGUCAUUUGGGCUUCGGACAGCGAGCACACGCGUCAUUCUGGCAACGGCAAGUGGGCUCUCCGAGUCAAACUGCGCAUGAACCGCGGGCACCGUGGCAGCCAUUGAAUCGUCUGCGCUGAAACCAGGCGGGCAUCGGGUCCACCGGCAUCAGGUCCAUUUGGCUCGACAGCGGGCACCGCGUCAUCUUGGCAAGGCUAGGUGGUCUCCGAGUCAUCAGGC